AUGGCGCCGCUGCCAGGAAGCCUGGCGUCAACCAGUCCGGCGGUGGCCAAGAUGCUGCAAAAGUGGAGCUUCAAGGAGGGCUCAGGCCUUGGCGCACGGGGACAAGGGAUCGUUGCCCCCGUACAGCCCACGCUGCUACACCCUACAACCGGAAUCGGCUAUGGAGAGAGGUCGUACCAAAACGGCCUCCCGGACAAGACGCCGGUGGUCCAAGAAGAGUGGCGCCGUCGGUGCGAGGAACUUUCACGAGUCCUUCAGCUUGAAGAGGACUGCUGCAACAAGACACUCGAGCUGCUGCGCGACAUGGCCGAAGAGGACGACAGCUCGGCGGAGACGACGGAGGCGCUGGCGGCGGUCCUCAAGUCCAUGGAGGUGUUUCAGGAGAAGCGCACGCCGGGGAUGUGGAAAGCCACGUUGCCUUCUUCCACCUUGCUCUACAUCAUCGAGAACGUGAUCAAGCCGAAGAUUGCCGCGGACGCGCGGGAAUGGACGCCGUCAUGGGACCCGGACUGCCACCUCUGGGUUCGUCCGUGGGUUCCCCUCGUCGGCCACCUGCCGGACAGCCUCUACGACGCCGUGGAGAGUAAGAUCGUCAAGCACGCCGACGAGUUCGCCGUCAUCUCCCCGUGGAAGGAUCUUAUGGAUCCGACACAGUGGGAGACGUACACCCGGCGCCACGUCCUGCCGUGGCUGACGCGUCUAGUGCGGGAGCUGAUGAUCGCGCCGCCGAAGCAGAUGGACCCUUCCUUCCACACGUUGAUGCAGUGGGCGCCCCUCGUGCCGGCCAAGAUCGUGGUCUCCAUCCUUGAAGAAGAGCUCUUCUUCGACAGAUUUGAGGAUGCGCUGCGCCACUGGCUGCAGUCCGGCGCCGGCAAGCCGUCUUCCGAGGUGGCCCUCGCUUGGUGCACCGGAUGGAAGAAUUUGCUCACCCCCGAGCUGCUCGCCGACGAAGGAGUGCUCGCGCGUAUGAAUGCCGUCGUCGACUUGGUCGAUGCUCAUGCCUAG
This is a messenger RNA of Lolium rigidum, 1005 nucleotides long. RefSeq names its product septin and tuftelin-interacting protein 1 homolog 1-like. Gene Ontology annotation, biological process: spliceosomal complex disassembly. The record is from RefSeq and is a predicted model, not a curated record. The transcript has a single exon. Gene Ontology annotation, cellular component: U2-type post-mRNA release spliceosomal complex. Bases 1 to 1005 code for a protein of 334 amino acids. Gene Ontology annotation, molecular function: nucleic acid binding. Lineage: Eukaryota; Viridiplantae; Streptophyta; Magnoliopsida; Poales; Poaceae.